This is a messenger RNA of Salvelinus sp. IW2-2015, 950 nucleotides long. Its product is annotated as neutral amino acid uniporter 4. Gene Ontology annotation, molecular function: L-proline transmembrane transporter activity; L-alanine transmembrane transporter activity. Gene Ontology annotation, biological process: L-alanine transport; amino acid transmembrane transport. NCBI's taxonomy places the organism in Eukaryota, Metazoa, Chordata, Actinopteri, Salmoniformes, Salmonidae. The record is from RefSeq and is a predicted model, not a curated record.
AUGUCAUCAGAUUUGUACAGGGACUGCAUCACUGCAAGGGAUCCAGCCAGCCAGGGGUGAAGAGUUGAUGACUGUCAACCCAACUCUAAUUAGGGCUACUUCAGGCACGAAGCGAAAAAACUUCACAACUGCAAGAGGCAUCGUAAAUAUGUGGACACGUUUCCUUUAAGACUCCCCCCUCCCGGGUUGACAAUUGUAGCGGGUGUGACGUUUCCCACAUCUCGUCGGCUAAGGAAAAUAUGCUGUUCUACGCCUUCUAAUCCGGAGAAUUUCAACCUUGUAAUGAAAUUGUAACCAAAGAGGACAGRUAUGAUUUCAUAAACUCAAUGGAAGUGMUCCCGUCAUUUCAACWUCCAUCCAAAAAGAACAACAGAACGUCUCGACAGGAACGUCUGGGUUUUGACAGAGCUUUCGACCGAAGUAGCAAGUUAUCAUUGCCCUGACUGAACCGCGAGACAGUUUGUAGACCAACUGCAAGCCUACCCAUCUCGCCCUUUCCUGGCCAGGGCUAACCGCCACACAGUGACAGGACUGUCUGUGUCGACUGCUGCCCAGAUGCCCGGUGGAGGAUGCCUUCYCAACAGCUAGACAUGGAGGUGAUGACACCCCUCAUCGAGAACCCUGGAGGAGGAGGGCAGGAGGAGGAGAACUCUGAAGAGGACCAGGAUCCAGAGCUGCUSCCUGUCAGACACUAUGAGCUGGGCAACAGCCACCAGGGCAUCACGUUUACUCAGGCUCUCAUCCACCUGCUAAAGGGGAACAUUGGAACUGGGUUGCUGGGUCUUCCCCUGGCAGUACGCAACGCAGGGGUCAUAGUGGGGCCUCUUUGCCUGGUGCUGAUGGGUGUGGUCUGUGUUCACUGUAUGCACAUCCUGGUUAACUGUAGCCACCACCUGUGUGAGAGGUUGAAGAGACCUGCCCCUGGGCGUACAGUGUGACACACGUGGCCU